Nilaparvata lugens (brown planthopper) is the source of this 1334-nucleotide messenger RNA. RefSeq names its product 17-beta-hydroxysteroid dehydrogenase 13. Gene Ontology annotation, cellular component: lipid droplet. NCBI's taxonomy places the organism in Eukaryota, Metazoa, Arthropoda, Insecta, Hemiptera, Delphacidae. The transcript has 9 exons. The record is from RefSeq and is a predicted model, not a curated record. Bases 320 to 1333 code for a protein of 337 amino acids. Gene Ontology annotation, molecular function: oxidoreductase activity, acting on the CH-OH group of donors, NAD or NADP as acceptor.
ACGUCAAGCCAGAUGGCAACAGGUGGUUUUUUGAACAAACUGCCCGCGACACUUCAAUUGUGAGCGCGCUUUCAUCCUACAAAAUAAAGUCCCUGUGCUGCUUGCUUUACGUGUUUAAUAUUAAUUUUUAAGAGGAUAACAAAUCAUAGACUUUAUACAUGUGCUAGUUAUAAUACGUGACCUUCUGUCCCUGGAUUCUGAGUUUUUCCUCAUCUUAUUUUCCACAAGGAGACAAAUAACUACUGACACUACUUCAAGUAAUCAACUGUAAAAAGGUCACCCUCAGCAAUAAUAUUUUGCUACAAUAAUCAUUUUACAAAUGGCUACCGCGGUGGCGAAAAAAUUCGACUCUUCUAACAAUGGUCCAAAGGAUCCAUCUGAGUACGGAAUAUUAUGGAUACAAUGGCUUGUCGCUUCAUCUCUAUUGAUUGCCGAACUUUUGGUUCUUGGCAUAAAAUUUCUGAUCACAGCAAUCGAGUCCCUGUAUCGAACUUUCCUGCCCCCAAUGGAGAAAUCAUUGCAAGGUGAAAUUGUAUUGAUAACCGGAACGGGUCACGGCAUUGGCCGGGAGCUGGUUUAUCAGAUGGCUCCCCUAGGCUGCACCCUAGUCUGCUGGGAUGUGGACGAAUCGGGCAACCAGGAAACGAUCAAACUGCUGGCCGAUCGUGGUUACAAGAAGAACGUGCAUGCCUACAAGUGCGACGUGUCGAAUCGCGAAGAAGUCCUGGAGGUGGCCGCGAGAGUGCGCGCAGAGGUGGGUGACGUCACCAUGCUGGUGAACAAUGCGGGCAUAAUGCCCUGUCGACCUUUGCCCAGUCACAAGCCGCAAGAAAUACGAAAAAUAUUUGACGUCAAUGUGUUGGCUCACUUUUGGACCCUGGAGGCGUUCCUUCCGAGCAUGGUGGAGCGAAACCACGGCCACAUCGUGGCUCUGUCGUCGAUGUGUGGCAUAGUCGGCAUCCCCAAUGUCGUUCCCUACUGCGCUUCCAAGUUCGCCGUCAGAGGUCUGAUGGAGUCUCUGUACGAGGAGCUGCGAGCAGCCAACGGAGGUGGUGGGGCUGUCAAAUCACAGGUCAAAUUCACCACCGUGUACCCCAUCAUGGUCGGCACGGGCCUCGUCAAGAAGCCUCGUAACAGGUUUCCGGCCCUGCUGAGCCUUUUACCGCCGGAAAAAGUGGCUACCAACAUAAUAAAGGCGGUGCGAAGAAACUAUAAAGAACUCAGCAUUCCAGCUCCUAUGCUCACACUGGACAGGAUUGCCAGACUGUUGCCGGGGAAAUUCAUACAGCAUACAAAGGACUUCAUGGACACAGGUCUUGAUCCAGAUGAUUGAA